Patella vulgata (common limpet) is the source of this 2527-nucleotide messenger RNA. RefSeq names its product zinc finger CCHC-type and RNA-binding motif-containing protein 1. Lineage: Eukaryota; Metazoa; Mollusca; Gastropoda; Patellidae. Gene Ontology annotation, cellular component: U12-type spliceosomal complex. Gene Ontology annotation, biological process: mRNA splicing, via spliceosome. Gene Ontology annotation, molecular function: zinc ion binding; RNA binding. Bases 187 to 825 code for a protein of 212 amino acids. The transcript has 7 exons. The record is from RefSeq and is a predicted model, not a curated record.
GAAGUAACUCUAACCCACGGGGAAGAUUUUGUUUUGGCUUUCGAAGCGCAGAAAGACAUUUGCUUUCUUUUUGUAUCCAAAGUACUUUUAAUUUAACUGAAGACUUUAGAAAAAUGGCAGUGUACCGGUAAUACACAUAUUUUGGUAAUAUGUUUUUUUGAGCGGCUGGGAAUAUACUGUUUUAAAAUGAGUGGAGGCUUGGCACCAAGUAAAAGUACAGUUUAUGUCUCUAACUUUCCAUUUACACUGACCAAUAAUGAUCUUCAUAAAAUAUUUGAAAAGUAUGGAAAGGUUGUGAAAGUUACAAUAGUAAAAGAUAAAAUAACACACCGAAGUAAAGGUGUUGCCUUUGUUCUAUUUUUAGAAAGAGAAUCAGCUCAUCGAACAGUUGCUGCCUUAAAUAACACAGAGAUGUUUGGUCGAACUAUAAAAUGUAGUAUAGCUAAAGAUAACGGUAGAACCACUGAAUUUAUACGAAGAAAAGAAUACAAAGAUAAAUCUCAUUGUUACGAGUGUGGGGAAGAAGGACAUCUUAGUUAUGCAUGUCCUAAAAAUUUAUUAGGACAACGAGAACCCCCACCUAAAAAGAAGAAAAAAUUCAGAGAUUUUGAAGAAAAUGAAGAAGGUUAUGAUAGUAAUGAGGAUGUAGUUGAAGCUCCAGAAAGUUUAGCAUCAGCCAUUAAAAAUGAGCAGUUGAAUAUGGUGCCCGAUACAAGUAUUUAUGCCAAUGUGGGAUUUUCAUAUCCGGAAUCAUCAGAACCAAAGAAAAAGAAAUUUAAAAAAGAUGCAUAUUUUAGUGACGAAGAAGAGUUGGACGAUGACUGACUUAAUAGUCAGUUUAAAAACAAUAUUAUGCAUUGUGAUCUUGAAUAUUUUUGAGGCAAUAUCUGGAAACCAUUGAAUCUUGAUAUAUUUACAAAUGGAUACAUUUAUUACCCAUUAUUGAUCAGCAAGUCCAUUACCGGUGUGCGAUGUGACACUUGAAGACCCAAGAGAAGGGAAUGAAUCUACCUCAAGAUAAGUCAGUGAAAGUGGCAAGUGAAUUCGUUUACAAAUGGAUCUUCAUUAAUGAUUGGGAAAGGACGGCUCAUUAUUUCAGUAGUCAUUCGUUAUGUACACGUAUAUGUCUAUUUAAAGUACGACAUGUUAUUAUUUACAAGCAAGAAAAUUUUCAUUCGUAUUAUAUACACAGCAGCCAGCCUUUAUUGGAAGUAUAAAGCACAGUCUAUAUUAACUUCUGAAUUAAUAUCUAAAAGAUUUCCACUUCAUAGCGUGAUGGGUAAACACACACACAUGUGAUUUUAUAUAUAGAUAUAUGGUAUGGCUGAUUAUAACUCCCAGAGUUAUUGUCCUUUAUACAAUCUUGUGAACAACAAAAGUUAUCAGAUCAGUUCGAAAUUCAUAUGCACUGAAAAAGCCUAUCAAAUUUCUAUAAUAUACUCCUAGAGUUAUGGCCCUUGCUUACUUUGUAGAAAUUUGUGAAAUCUAUAACUAAAAAAGUCAUCUGAUCUACUUUAAAUUUAUUUUCUUUGUUUUGAUUAUUGUCUUUGAUCUUGCUUGUGAUAUUAAACAGAUUUUGCCUUGUAUUUAGAUUCAGUGAGUAAGGCACUGGCUCAUUAACAAGGUCCCCAGUUUAAUGCAGGUUUUGGCCGAGAAAAGACCUCAUGAUUUCAAUUCCUGGCAAGGAAUGGUGUCUAGUUUUUAGGAUGGUACAAAAACAGAGGUCCUGUGCGUAUGUAUAAGAACCCUUAACACUUCAUUAUCCCAGUUGGUGCAAAAAAGUGGGAACAUAGAACCCUAUAUCAUUUCAGAUUCAAAACGGCACUGUUUUCUUUCCUCUGCAUUUAAAUGACAAAAUACUCAUCAGUUGUAAUUUAUUAGGUUGUGUUACAAAUAAUAUCACAGUUCAUCAUAAUCUAGGUCAUACAUGGUUUUAUCAGAAGCACUUCAUGACUAUUCUACAAACUGGGACUAACAUGGUUCAAUUUAUUUCACUGAUUCCCUUGCACAUAGGGGUUUAGCAAUGGGAUUCUUCUUAAUUAACAAACCCAGCAAAGCCAUUAAAAUUCAAGAUCAAAUUUUAUUAGUAAGAUAAAUUUUAGUUUUAACCUGAACAAUGCUGUUCCACAAAAUUCAUAUUAAUCAAUGCAUAUAUUCAAAAAGUCAGAAAAAGUACCAUGAUUAGCUUCAACAAUAAAAUUAUCAAAAAUAACAUGAUUAGCUUCUACGAUAAAAUCUAUCAAUGUUUCCAUUCUGAAUAUAACCUUGAUCACUAAGAGGCCACCAACUAAUAUCAUUAUUAUAACCAGGGUUUGAUUUCUUCGUAUCUUUCACUGAGGUGAAUAUAGAAUGGCUUGAAUCAGUUUGAUGUGCUUGGUUAUAUGGUGGCAUACACAGCCUUAAUUUCUGUAAUACUUGUCCUGGCCAGAAGGCAUUCUCAUCUGAUUUAGUGUUUAGACGGUUGAAUUUUGAUGCAUAAUGACUGAAAAAAAGUAAUAAAGAACAAAGGAUUUUAAUAUGCAAUUAA